Molecule: messenger RNA, 2127 nt
Organism: Pyrus x bretschneideri (Chinese white pear)
Lineage: Eukaryota; Viridiplantae; Streptophyta; Magnoliopsida; Rosales; Rosaceae
Product: lysophospholipid acyltransferase LPEAT2
Exons: 14
Coding region: 136-1800 (554 amino acids)
Biological process (GO): phospholipid metabolic process
Molecular function (GO): calcium ion binding; lysophosphatidylethanolamine acyltransferase activity
Source: RefSeq, a predicted model, not a curated record
AAGAAAGGGACGUGAGGGGAGAGGGUAUUUGGAGGAUAUCUCACUCCUCUCUCUCUCUCGUACACAGAAGCUUAGCGUGUAGCUUCAUCUGCCGUACUGCUACUGUGCUCCCCCCAAGAAAACAUACAAAGAGUAAUGGCAGACCACGGUAUCACCUCCCCCCUCCUCUCUCCUCCACCUUCCGAUCACCCCCACUUGAUCCUCACCGUCCAAGACGAGACCGAGACCGAUACCGAUAGCCACCACAACGGCACCCACACUCAUCAGAGCACCAGCGCCCACCACCACCACUCUCGCAACCCUUUUGCGUUUCUCGGGUCCGAUGGGUUCACCGUGCCCGUUUCCACCACCGCCGACCCGUUUCGGAACCACACCCUGGAGAUUACGGGUGUUUACGAGUGGUUAAAGAUCGGAAUUUGCCUGCCCGUCGCCCUGGCUCGGCUGGUGCUGUUUGGGGCGUCGUUGGUGAUUGGGUUUUUGGCGACGAAAUUGGCUCUUCAGGGGUGGAAGGAUAAGAAGGACCCUAUGCCGAGGUGGAGGUGCAGGAUUAUGUGGAUCACUAGGGUCUGUACUCGAUGCAUUCUCUUCGCUUUUGGCUACCACUGGAUAAGACGGAAAGGAAAACCAGCUCCUAGAGACAUUGCUCCAAUUGUCGUUUCAAACCAUGUAUCUUUUAUUGAACCUAUCUUCUAUUUCUAUGAAUUAUUCCCUACAAUUGUGGCAUCCGAAUCCCAUGAUUCCAUACCUUUUGUAGGGACGAUCAUCAGAGCAAUGCAGGUGAUAUAUGUUAAUAGGUUUUCAGCAUCAUCAAGGAAGCAAGCUGUUAGUGAAAUCAAGAGAAAAGCUUCGUGUGGUAGAUUUCCUCGAGUUCUUUUAUUUCCCGAGGGAACCACAACCAACGGGAGAUAUCUCAUUUCGUUUGAACUUGGUGCAUUCAUCCCUGGUUUCGCUAUCCAACCAGUAGUUGUACGAUAUCCCCAUGUACACUUUGACCAAUCCUGGGGGCACAUUUCUUUGGCAAGGCUCAUGUUUAGAAUGUUCACACAGCUUCACAAUUUCAUGGAGGUAGAGUACCUUCCUGUUGUUUCACCCCUUGAGAACAAGAAAGAAAGUGCUAUCUGUUUUUCGGAGAGGACUAGUCAUGCUAUUGCAACUGCACUCAACGUUGUACAGACAUCUCAUUCUUAUGGAGACUUAAUGCUUCUCACGAAAGCAUCUCAGUCAAAAUUGAAACCAGAGCGACCUUCGGUGUAUAUGGUUGAAAUGGCAAGUGUAAAAUCAUUACUCCAUAUAAGCAGCAUGGAAGCUGUGGACUUUCUGGAUAAGUUUCUUUCUAUGAAUCCAGACCCAAGAGGUCAUGUUCACUACCAUGAUUUCUUAAAGGUGCUAAGACUCAAGACUUGUAGCUUUUCCGAAGAGAUAUGUGCAUUUAUGGAUGUGGAGAAAAGUGGAGUAAUAACGUUUAAGCAGUUCUUAUUUGGAUCAGCGCAUGUCGUGAAGCAGCCAUUGUUCCAUAGAGCCUGUGAAUUCGCCUUUUCGGAAUGCAUUUCUGGGGAGAGUGACCAUGUUUCAGAACAAAAAUUUGGAGAGUCCAUCAGACCUGCAAUCCCGGAUUUGAACGAGGAUGAGGUCCGUGAACUGUUCAAUCUAUUUGAUUCUGAUAAUGACGGAAGAAUCAGCAAGGAAGAUUUUUUGACGUGCCUAAGAAAAAACCCACUACUGAUUGCGCUUUUCUCGCCUUGUUUGCAUAACAAAGACAUUUCAGAAGAUGGUAAUAGGUUGGUGGAGGAGAUUGUGUAGUGGAUGAGGUUCUCUUUAGGGUUUGUGGAGAUUUUAUGCAGCAUUUGUAACCUUUGAUAGUCUGGUAUUAUUUUGGGUGGAUAAGGGAGCGGAGAGAGGCCGAGCUUCGGGUUUUGCUGAAGUACAGUGGAUGGAGGGAGGAGGGGUGGGGGGGCUUAAUAUUUUUGCCUUGCUCCCUAAAACUGGUCAUGUCAUACCAGAGUUUUGAUUUAAUUGCUUUUUCUUCUUCUGUAAGUUUAUGUAAUCAUCGUUUUUAUCUUAGUACUCGCUUUAUAACUUCAUGUCUGUUGGAUGGAACAAAUUAAAAGAAAAGAAAAUUAAGUACCA